This is a messenger RNA of Thermochaetoides thermophila DSM 1495, 1887 nucleotides long. Its product is annotated as putative ABC1 family protein. NCBI's taxonomy places the organism in Eukaryota, Fungi, Ascomycota, Sordariomycetes, Sordariales, Chaetomiaceae. Gene Ontology annotation, cellular component: mitochondrion. The record is from RefSeq and is a predicted model, not a curated record. The transcript is spliced from 4 exons. Bases 1 to 1887 code for a protein of 628 amino acids.
AUGAGGCUGGCUCUUCUUACUCUGGGCCGGCUUGUCUCCCACACUGAAGCCUCGCCCAACCAUGGACCGGCGGGCAACGAGCGCAAAGAUGAACUCCCUCUAAAGGAGCUCGACCAUUCCGCCCACGAUUGCGGCAGCGCUCUGAGCCAACUACCCCAGAAAGUUGUUCUGUUCUUGGAUAUAUACCUCUGGGAGCCGAUAUGCACAGGCUUGCGAUUUUUGCAGCUUGCUGCCAUCUUCAUUCCCGUAAUUUUGACAAUACCAGCCAUUUGGAUUGGGAACCGGCAGCCGGAUCGAGAUAAUGAGCGGAGCGGGACUCUGUGGUGGUAUGGUUUUCUGGUCCGUUCCAUGGAAUGGGCUGGCCCAGCAUUCAUCAAGCUUGGGCAAUGGGCAGCUUCGAGGACUGACAUAUUCCCCAACGAGUUAUGUGACAUCAUGUCUAAGCUCCAUGCCAAUGCUCCAGCCCACUCCCUUCAAGACACAAAACAAAUUAUCCGAGAAGCAUUCGGCGGGCGCAAUUUUGAAGAUAUCUUUGAGGAGUUCGAUGAAGAGCCACUGGGCGUUGGAGCUAUCGCACAAGUAUACAAGGCAAAGCUGAGGCCCGACCUCGCGGUCCCUGGCGAUAUCGAUGUUCCAAAAAACCCCACUGAUCUGCGUCACAACGUUCGUAAAAACGUUGGAUCUGUCCUUAAAAGCUCCCCAAAGAGAAUACCUUCAUCCUAUGUUGCCGUCAAGGUCCAACACCCCGGAGUUGACCGGCUUGUGCGGCGAGACCUCCGCAUUAUGCGUUUUUUUGCCUCGAUGCUUAAUGCGAUACCCACUAUGGAGUGGCUUUCGCUCCCAGAUGAAGUUGACCAGUUCGGGGAGAUGAUGAAGCUGCAGCUCGAUUUGCGCAUCGAAGCAUCAAACCUGUCCAGGUUCCGCAAGAAUUUCAAGGACAGAACGACGGCCUGGUUUCCUUAUCCUUACACUGAGUUCAGCACCAAAUAUGUACUUAUAGAGGAAUUCGCCCACGGACUUCCUCUCGCCGACUUCAUGGUCAAUGGAGCUGGCGUGUUCCAAAAAGAUAUUGCCUCUGAAGGUCUCGAUGCGUUUUUGCGCAUGUUGCUGCUAGAUAACUUUGUCCACGCUGACCUACAUCCGGGCAAUAUCAUGGUUCGCUUUUACGAAGCGGACCGGCCGAGCUUGCAUCUACGCCGCGCUCACGACGCCCCCAGCCCAGAACGCGGAGAAGUAACAGAGCAGGUCCUCGCCCGAUUACGUCCGCAUCGCCACAACAAAGACCGUUGGGAGGCCGAGCUGGCCCAACUUGAUCGGGAGGGUUUCCGCCCGCAAUUGGUAUUCCUGGAUACGGGCCUUGUAACGGAGCUAAAUGAGACUAAUCGCAGAAACUUUUUGGAUCUGUUCCGAGCUGUGGCCGAGUUUGAUGGAUACAAGGCCGGCCACCUCAUGUGUGAGCGCUGCCGGCAACCUGAGGCGGUUUUGGACGAAGAGAUAUUCGCACUCAAGAUGCAGCAUCUGGUGCUUGGUGUCAAGAGCCGAACUCUCGCACUUGGAAACGUGAAAAUUGGCGAUAUCUUACAACAAGUCCUUAGCAUGGUCAGGCAGCACCACGUCCGGCUCGAGGGAGACUUUGUCAAUGUCGUCAUCAGCAUCUUACUCCUUGAAGGAAUCGGCCGCACCAUGGAUCCCGAACUAGACCUUCUCAGCAGUUCUCUUCCGAUUUUGAGGCAGCUUGGCACCCAUACCGGCAAAGACAUGGUCAAGCAAGGCGAUUUCUCCAUGAUGCUGGUCUGGCUGGGUUUGGAAACGCGGAAAUUCAUGCAAGCCAGCGCCCAGGAUGUUGAGAGAUGCGUCAAGUAUGAUCUUUUGUCCCCUAAUGUCUAG